CCAUCCGGGUGCUGCGGCGCGGAUAAGAGCAGAACCGCGCCUGCGCGCCUGGCCCCGCUCUUUCGACCUCUGCCGCGGCUGCAGGUGCCGGUAAAGAGAGGAAGCGGGAGAGGAGCCCACGCCGCCUGUCACCCAAGUCCUCUAGCCGCGCCGCCCCGAAGAGUGUAAGAUGUUCGCCUGCGCCAAGCUCGCCUGCACCCCCGCUCUGAUCCGAGCUGGAUCCAGGGUUGCAUACAGACCAAUUUCUGCAUCAGUGUUAUCUCGACCAGAAGCUAGGACUGGAGAGGGCUCGACAGUGUUUAAUGGGGCCCAGAAUGGUGUGGCUCAGCUAAUCCGGAGGGAGUUUCAGACCAGUGCAAUCAGCAGAGACAUUGAUACUGCUGCCAAAUUUAUUGGUGCCGGUGCUGCAACAGUAGGAGUGGCUGGUUCUGGUGCUGGUAUUGGAACAGUCUUUGGCAGCCUCAUCAUUGGCUAUGCCAGAAACCCUUCACUGAAGCAGCAGCUGUUCUCAUACGCCAUCCUGGGAUUUGCCUUGUCUGAAGCUAUGGGUCUCUUUUGUUUGAUGGUUGCUUUCUUGAUUUUGUUUGCCAUGUAACAAAAAUUACUGCUAAAGAUGUUGGCAUUCAUAUUAAUUACGGAUAUAAUUGUGUGUAUCUUACUGUGACUCCGAAAACUGUAGUGUUGGUGUCAUGGAAAUGUACGUCUUUCCAAAGUCAUUUCAUUAAAGAUGAAAACUUUAA
Trichechus manatus latirostris (Florida manatee) is the source of this 740-nucleotide messenger RNA. RefSeq names its product ATP synthase membrane subunit c locus 3 (gene ATP5MC3). Gene Ontology annotation, biological process: proton motive force-driven ATP synthesis; proton transmembrane transport. Gene Ontology annotation, molecular function: proton transmembrane transporter activity. The transcript is spliced from 5 exons. Bases 170 to 595 code for a protein of 141 amino acids. The record is from RefSeq and is a predicted model, not a curated record. Lineage: Eukaryota; Metazoa; Chordata; Mammalia; Sirenia; Trichechidae.